AUACGAUGUGUGCAUGAUCCUGCGAGGGGAAAUGGUAACAUUCUCCCGCCCAUUGCCGGCUCGAGCUUGGUAGGAUAAAAACCUGGCAGGAUACCCACCUGGUAGAAUUUAUUCUGGUGGUCGAUUGUUUAUUUUCAGAUUCCUUGCCUGCCCCUCCUCAACCGCCCGAGCUUCUCAUUUCCAAUUUGCUAUUCUUGUCACGCCAUGAGACCCAACCUACCCUCAUUCUUGCUCACUUUGGGCACUAUAACCACUGCCCUCGCCACGCCAACUCCCACUACUCAUUCUGUCAAAAUUACCAUUCGUGAUUCAUCCAUCUUCACCGAAGGCCUCGCAGCCGUAAGCGCCAAAGUGGACAUCCUCGAUGCCAACAUCCUCACCUACCCUGGCGGCGACAUUUCCAACAUCACCGCCGGGGCUGCGGGCUUGAUCACUACACUCCUUGCCGAGACCAAAGAGAUUCAGUCGUACUUUCUAAACACCACCGAAGCGACGGCAGUCAUACCCCCGCUGGAGGAGCUUACCGUGCAAUUUGCCACCGCUGUGAACAAUUAUAUCAGUAUCCAUGAUCUGAUAAAAGUCGCCGAUGAGGGAUGGUAUAUCUAUUCGCAGCUGCAGGAAGAGCAUACCGCCGCUUUGACUUAUACUGGGAGCGUCGUGGCUCGAAUUCCCGCCGGCAACUUGAAGGAUGCUGCGAAUGCGCUGGCCACGAAUAUUACCGACACACUGCAGACGGGGGUGGUGGCCUACAAGGAUAUUGCGGUUCGACCGACACCGUAUCCUAGGGCUUGAGCCUGUAUUCGGAUAGGCUCUGCGGUUAUUCCGGAAUUGCGUUGGUAUGCAAAGUGGACCGCUUUGCCUAACCCUAUAUCACGUGGCUUCGUCUUGGUGUUGUCCGAAUCCAUGCUCAUGCGACAAAGCAAUGAUUGUCCGAAUUGAUGUAUGUACAUGUUGCAUGAUCUGUUAUACUAUACUCAUCAAGUUUAUUGUGAUUGCUUGAACACGCCAGUCGACUUACUCUUCCCAAGCUUCCUGUUUUGAGUUGAGUGUUGUACUUUUGCAGUACCAACUCCUUGCCAGGUUGUUAGAUAUUAUGCCUGAUUCACAAUGGUCAACGCUGCGAGACAGGGAUAUAAUGCAGUAAUCAGGGUCCUACUGCCAAACACUGGACCCUCGGUACCAAGUGGGUACUGUAGCCGGUCGGAGACCCAUCCAGAAUCCUUG
Molecule: messenger RNA, 1224 nt
Organism: Aspergillus sclerotioniger CBS 115572
Lineage: Eukaryota; Fungi; Ascomycota; Eurotiomycetes; Eurotiales; Aspergillaceae
Exons: 1
Coding region: 205-792 (195 amino acids)
Cellular component (GO): extracellular region
Source: RefSeq, a predicted model, not a curated record